AUGAAACACAAAGUAGUUGAUCACAUUGAUGAACAAUAUGAAUUGAAUGAAUAUGCAUCAUUAAAAGAAGUUUUGGAAUGGCUUGACAGAAUAAAUUUCAGACAUUUAUAUCAACCACUCUAUCGAACUGAUCAAGAAACAAUUAUUAAAUGUUAUCACGGCGAAAGUUUAUUGGCUGCUGUUGAACUAUUAUACGGUGUGAACACUACUGAACCCGAAUAUUUGUCAAAAUCGGCAAAUUUAUAUCCUUUAGCUAGUUAUACACUAAGUCCACGUAGUUUAAUAUUAAAUUAUGAGUCAUGGACACCUACGUUACGUGAUCUCGUUACAUUUUCACCUUAUUCUAUUGCAAAUUCCAAUUUGAGAUUAUUAUUCAUUUGUUAUCAAUUAUUAAAAACCAUUUUCUUUGUCCAUCAUCAUGGUUUGAGUACUGGACCAUUACAAUUAACAGAUAUACACAUAACAGAACGUUAUUGGAUACAAAUUCGGCUACGUUUCAAUGCCUGUUUAGCCACAUUAGAAGUACAAUCAUUAGACGAUGAUAAUUAUUAUACACAUCAAAGAAACUCUACUCAAAGUACAAUUACUGAUUUACAACCAUCAAAAUAUCAGCAAAAAUUAACUACUCAUACGAAUAAUCCAUUUGUUCAAGCAUAUACGGAUGAACCACAGCUACAAAUUUCAUUUUCAACAUCGUUAUUAUUAGAGUCUUCAUUGUUGGCAAAUUCUCCUGUAUAUCAUGUAGAACAACGUUAUUUAACGUAUUGUACAACAUUGUUCGAUAUCCCCGAAUUAAUUAAACAAUGGCAAUUAGGACGUAUUUCAAAUUUUGAUUAUUUACUUAUAUUAAAUGCAUUGGCUGGAAGAAAAUUCAAUCAUCCAGAUAAACAUCCAAUAUUACCGUGGAUAACAGAUUUUACUACUUCUUGUACAAAUUUACGAGAUUUAACAAAAUCAAAAUAUCGUUUAAAUAAAGGUGAUGCUCAAUUAGAUUUAACUUAUAAUUAUUAUUAUGUUCAAUCAUCGUCUGCAACAGCAGGAAACUUAACUGCACAUCAUUUAUGCGAAUAUUUAUCAUCAAUAACAUAUUAUGUUUACAAAGCACGUCGUAUGUCCAAAUCGAUAUUGUGCGAAAAUGUUCGUUCAUCAUGGGUUCCAAAUGAAUAUCCGUCAUCGAUUACUCGUCUAGUUGAAUGGACUCCAGAAGAAUGUAUACCAGAAUUUUUUUACGAUUCAACUAUAUUUCAGUCGAUACACGAUGAUUUGGAUGAUUUACAUAUACCAAAUUGGUGUACAAGCACGGAUGAGUUUGUCGAAAAACAUCGACAAUUAUUAGAAAGUCGUGAAGUAUCAGCUGAAUUACACUUUUGGAUUGAUCUUGUGUUUGGGUAUAAGUUAACUGGUGAGCAUGCAAUCGAAGCAAAAAAUGUUUGUUUAUCAUUAGUUGAUCAUCAUGAAAAUAUACGAGACAAUGGUAUUGUACAAUUAUUUCUUACUCCUCAUCCUGCACGUUUUCGAACGCAUACAACACCAAUUACAUCAUCAUCGUUGAUUUCAACAACAAGUUCGUCAUCGUUCAAAAGUAACCCUGUUAUCGCACAAUCGAGUCGAGCAUCUUCUGAUAUAAAUAGUGAACAAACAAAACAGACGAGGUAGGCAUACUUUAAAAUAAAUUACGAUGCGUAUUUUUCACAUAGAAAAAUUAUUCUUUAAUUUUUUGAAAUUCUUUUAUUUUACUAUUUAAGUCAUUGAUAGAGAAUUUUUGGUGGCUUCUUCGAUACAAUUUGAUUUUUUUGUACUACUUAUUUCAGCAUUGAAUAUAUUUUAUUCAGACAUCAGAUUGUAGAGAAAUAUUUUCCAUAGAAAUGAGCCCAUUUUUAGCAUCAUUUAACAUUUGUCGGAAGUUAUGCGAAAGAUUUAUAGAAGAAAGUUUGUAUCGUCUAGCUCAUCGUUUAGCAGAAUCGUCUGUACAACAUACAUGUCGACUUAUAAGUGAAGUGAAUAUUCUGAGGAAUUUUUGUCCCACUAAUUGGUUGUACUUCGUUUCUAUUGUUCCGCUAACUCUUUUUUGUAGUUUUCCUCUAGUGACAAUGAAACAUCUGUAAAUUCUAGAAGUUUUAUUACCGUGGUGAGAGUCUUUCUUUCAUUAAGGUGGAUAACUAAAUAGAACCAAAACGUUCUCAUCUUUUGAAACAUGUGUCUCAGCGUUCCAUAUCUUCUAUUUUGUUUUUCUCAUUAUCUGACUCUGGAUUUUAUUUUCAAACUCUAGUAAAAUGCGUCCUUCACUCACUCUUUCAAUAAACAACGUUGAUAUAGAAAGAGUUUUGUCUCUUAAGCUUCUUGGCAUGAUUAUUUCAUAUAAUUUAACGUGUAAGGCUCACAUUGAAUAUGUGUCAAUGAAAUCUCGUCAAAUGUUAGGCUCUAUCUCAAGAGUCUUUCGUGACUCGCCCUCAUUUCUUCGUUGUCAUCUGUAUAAAACUUGUGUAAGAACCGCGCUUGAAUACGGUUGUGUUAUCUAUGAUUCCACUUUUACUUCUCAUCUUGAAAUUUUGGAUAAAGUUUAGCGUCUUGCUAGUAGGGUCAUUUCACAAGAUUUUAGUAGUUCUUCUUCUUCUCUACUCAAACAAUUUAAAAUUCAACCACUUUCAAACAGACGUCUAUAUUAUCGCUUUCUCUAUUUCUAUAAAAUUUUCUAUCAUAAAAGUCCUCUCUCCUCUUUUGGUCUGAUUUCACAGUCAACAACGCGUCAAAGUUCUCGAUUCGGCCAUGAUAGUCGCGUGUUUGUUCCUCGUUUAAUGUCAAAAUCUGCAUCUAGCUCUUUUCUUCCGCGAACCUCAAAAGAUUGGAAUGAACUACCUUCUGUUUU
Molecule: messenger RNA, 2866 nt
Organism: Didymodactylos carnosus
Lineage: Eukaryota; Metazoa; Rotifera; Eurotatoria; Philodinida; Philodinidae
Source: the annotation of a GenBank genome assembly